Molecule: messenger RNA, 1494 nt
Organism: Lycium ferocissimum
Lineage: Eukaryota; Viridiplantae; Streptophyta; Magnoliopsida; Solanales; Solanaceae
Product: pseudouridine-5'-phosphate glycosidase-like
Exons: 13
Coding region: 284-1303 (339 amino acids)
Molecular function (GO): pseudouridylate synthase activity
Source: RefSeq, a predicted model, not a curated record
UUGAGUUGCGAGAGAGUUGGCCCAGAGUUGAUAAAUUUGUAAAAAUUGUACAUAUAGUAGCCACUUUUCAGGCCGGUUUUUAAAAAGUAGCCAGUAUUUCAAAAUUCAUUGAAAAUUAGACACUUUUUAAUUCAGGAGCACGGUAUCAACGCAAGUUCACUUGUCAGCUUACUCGUCGGAGUUGAAGACACUGCUAGUACUCGACCAUUUGCAAAUCAUAAAUCUAGCCUGAAACUUAUCGUAUUGUACUAUUUUUGCAAAAACCGAAGUUAUUUAAUCAUUUAUGGCUUCUUCACCUAAUUCUAGAUUAGCAAUCCUUAGUAGACACUUUACUUCAGCAGCUUCUGCCUCUAAGGCUGGUCAAAAUUUGGGGUGGAUUAAGAUAUCUCCGGAGGUUUCCGAAGCAUUAAAACAUAGAAGCCCGAUUGUCGCAUUGGAAUCAACGAUAAUAUCUCAUGGAAUGUCGUAUCCUCAAAAUUUUGAGACAGCGAAAGAGUUGGAGGUCAUUGUGAGGGAGAAUGGAGCUGUACCUGCCACUAUUGCUAUUCUCGAUGGCGUACCAUGCAUAGGCUUGACUACAGAAGAACUAGAGAUUCUAGCACGUCUUGGGAGCAAAGCUCGAAAAACUGCUAGUAGAGACAUUGCACUUGUUAUGGCAGGCAGGGAGAAUGGGGCAACUACUGUCUCUGCAACAAUGUAUCUUGCUUCAAUGGUCGGUAUUCCAGUAUUUGUCACUGGUGGUGUUGGAGGAGUUCAUAGACAUGGAGAGAACACAAUGGAUAUUUCUUCUGAUCUUACUGAGCUUGGAAAUACUCCUGUAGCUGUGAUCUCCGCUGGUGUAAAAUCGAUACUAGAUAUUCCUCGAACGCUUGAAUAUUUGGAAACUCAACGAGUUACUGUUGCAGCUUAUAAAACCAAUGAGUUCCCUGCUUUCUUCACACAACCCAGUGGCUGCAAGGCACCUGCUCGAGUAGAAUCACCAGAACAUUGUGCUCGAGUUAUUGAUGCGAACAUAAGACUUGGGCGGAAGAGUGGAAUGUUGAUAGCAGUCCCCAUUCCAAGGGAGCAUUCUGCUUCUGGAAGUUUGAUUGAGUCGGCAAUACAGCAAGCACUCCAAGAAGCACGAGAGAAGAAGAUUACCGGCAAUGCUGAAACUCCAUUCUUGCUUGCAAGGGUUAAUCAACUCACCGGUGGAGCAUCUCUAGCGUCAAACAUUGCACUCGUGAAAAAUAAUGCCAGCGUCGGUGCUAAAAUUGCUGUUUCGCUAGCCCAGCUUCAAAAGCAUAGUGAUAAAAGGUUGUAAUACUGUUACAUUUCGCCGUCCUCCAUAUCAACUCAGGUAAGCAUUUUAAGCUCUUUGCGUCUGAAGGAAGCAGUGGGCUCGGCAGUCAGUAAACAUAGUACUGCAUAUGGAGCAAAAACAGUGUUCAAAAGUACUUAUGCAACCACCAGAAAGUUUGAUGCAACAUCUUUCCUUUAUAAUCCAUUAUUCUA